Molecule: messenger RNA, 705 nt
Organism: Trichoderma virens Gv29-8
Lineage: Eukaryota; Fungi; Ascomycota; Sordariomycetes; Hypocreales; Hypocreaceae
Exons: 5
Coding region: 1-705 (234 amino acids)
Molecular function (GO): oxidoreductase activity, acting on the CH-OH group of donors, NAD or NADP as acceptor
Source: RefSeq, a predicted model, not a curated record
AUGGUGCUACAAAAUCCAACUGUCCUCAUUACGGGAGCAAACCGUGGUAUUGGGUUACAUCUUUGCAAAGAGUUCAUUGUCAAAGGAUAUACCGUCUUCGGAUCGGUGCGCCCGGCGAGUCGUGAUGAUGCAAGUGUAGAAGAGUUGAAAAAUACCGGAGCGAGCAUCAUUGAGUUAGAUGUCACGGAUGAAGACAGUAUUGCUGCUGCCUUUGACUCCUGGGGUGAUAAAACUCUAGACAUCUUGAUCAACAACGCCGGAGCUCCUCCGCCUCCCAGAAUGUGGAAUGAGGUCACAUCUGAGGCUUUGAUCGACAAAUUUCGUGUCAAUACCGUGGGGCCUUUCUUAGUCUCUAAGGCCUUCAUGCCAGCUCUUCAAAUGAGUACAAACCCGAAAAUUGUCAACAUAGCCUCAAAUUCAGGCCAGAUUGCUGCAAAGACUGACGGAAAGUAUAUGGCGUACAGUGUCUCCAAAACCGCUCUCAACCAAGUCACCAAGUCUCUGGGUAUGCAGAUGGAGAUGAUUGGGAGCAAAGUCUUAGUUGUUGGUAUUCACCCUGGGUAUAUUCCAACAAGACUCACCAAACAUGUUGGGCCAGAUAAGAUGGAGGUGCAAAUUCCCAAGAUUGUUAACACAAUCAGAAGUUUAGACUCCUCACAGAAUGGUGGAUUCAUGGACGCCGAAGGAAAUCCUAUGGAGUAUUGA